Haliotis rubra (blacklip abalone) is the source of this 3217-nucleotide messenger RNA. RefSeq names its product patched domain-containing protein 3-like. NCBI's taxonomy places the organism in Eukaryota, Metazoa, Mollusca, Gastropoda, Lepetellida, Haliotidae. Gene Ontology annotation, cellular component: membrane. The record is from RefSeq and is a predicted model, not a curated record. The coding region runs from base 161 to 2794 and encodes 877 amino acids. The transcript has 4 exons.
ACAAUCUUAAAAUCUUUGUGACGAAUUCACCUGUUAUGGUCAGUACAGAGUGUUCCACGACGUCUACAUAUAUGACGAACCCCGAUACAAUGUAAUACAGCGACAGACAGUCUAAGCUCCACUUCAUAUUGGAUGUAACUGUGAAUGUGCAGGUUCCACGAUGGGCUCUUUUAGUAAAUGCUUCGAGGCUGUGUCUGACUUUUUCCAGAGAAUUUUCGGCGCCAUCGGCGUUUUUAUUGGCACCUACCCAGUUAUCCUCAUAAUUAUCUCACUUUUGGUAACUAUUGUUCUCAGCUGUGGUAUGGUAACACUGUCCAGCGAGUCUGACACAGAGACACUGUACACGCCCACUAACAGCCGAGCAUCACAAGACAGAGUUCAGUACCAAGCCACGUUUCCCGAUGCCACGGGAAGCAACUACCGCGGAUAUGCACUGUCAGAUCUCUCAAUGUUUGGCCGACUUGUAGUAAGCAGUGCAACAGGUGGGAACAUACUGUCUAAUGUAUCACUGGAAGAAAUACGGAACCACAUCAGAAUAAUAAAACAUUUCAAUAUUACAUAUAAUGGUGUGGUGUUCAAAUAUGACGAUAUUUGUGCUCGACAAAAUGGGAGUUGUUUUGCGUCAGGAGAGUUCCUUGUGACAGAUGCUGUAUACCAAGCCUAUCUAACUGGCGGAAUCACCUACCCAAACUGGGAUAACAUUGACUUAUCAGCAAUUCUAGGCCAGGUUGAUUCAACAGGUGGAAAACUAGUGUCUGCAAAGUACCUGAGCAUUACGUUUAAUUUACGAAUGGAUUCAGCUGAUAACAAGGCAAAGGCAAGAGCCUGGGAAGAGGAGUUCCUGAAGAGAGCAGCAGCUUUAGACACAACAUCUACCAGGAUAAACUACGCCGCCUCACAUUCGUUGGACACAGAGCUGAACAAAAACACAAACGGAGACAUUGUGUUCUUCUCUAUAACGUUCACGUUGAUGAUCACGUAUGCCACUGUCGUUGUCGGCGGUGAUGUAGUGUCAUCGAGGACGUGGGCAUCUUGGGCCGGAGUGAUGGCAGCUGGAUUUGGCAUCAUCUCAUCGUUCGGACUUGUCAGUUUUUGUGGUGUGAAGUUUGUCAAUAUCGUCGGUGUAACACCAUUUCUUAUCAUAGGUAUCGGUGUGGACGACAUGUUCCUGUUGAUGUCCAGCUGGGCGGAGACCUACCCUCUCCGAGACCAGACUGUAGCCUCCAGGAUGGGGAAGACGUUUGCCUCAGCGGGUAUCGGUAUCACCAUCACGUCCCUCACGGAUCUCCUGGCCUUUGUUAUCGGCGUGUCUUCUGUUUUUCUCAGUGUCAGGAAUUUCUGUCUCUAUACAGGUGUGGCCGUCAUCUUCUGCUAUCUGUACCAGUGUGUCUUCUUCUCCCCUUGCCUGGCCCUCCAUGGCCGUCGUGUUGACAGUAACAGACAUUGCAUGACCUGUCUCAAAACCAAAUCCAGAGAAGACCUCAGGAAAGACGAUGGCACCUCAACAUGUAAAGUGUUCUGCUGUGGAGGGUCACCACCAGCAAAGAGGGGGCAGGACGAACGAUACUUUGAGACCCUGCCACGGAAGUACCUGCCACGAAUGCUGCUGAAUAUGUGGGGAAAGAUUAUUGUUAUUCUCAUAUAUAUUGCAUACCUUAGCGUGUCCAUAUGGGGAACCGUGAACUUCAAACAAGGUUUGAUUCUGAAGAAUCUAGUGUCCACAGAUUCAUACUAUCAUUCCUAUAGUGAGACAUAUGAUAUGCACUUCUCCAGUUCUUUUCCUAUCCCGUUUAUAUUUGGCCCAACCACAAAUUACACAGAUAAGAAUACAGUAGAUCACAUCGAGUCUCUGAUUGAUACUGCAAAAGCAGACUCUGGGGUAGACGAGAAUUCACUUAUUUGUUGGUACUAUUCUUACAGAGCAACAACUGCUUAUGAUAACAGCAGCAAUAUCGCUUUUGUAUCAGGAUUGAAAGCAUUUCUUACAACAACCACAGUAUUUGAUAAUGAUGUUGUAUUUGACUCAUCCGAUACUGCUGUCAAAGAUUCCCGAUGUUAUUUUUUAUCAACAAAUAUUAAAGAAUCCAACGCCCAGGCCGAUGUGAUGGUUCGAAUGAGGGCAUUGGCAGACAACUCACCUCUCUCUGUCUACACCUUCCAUCCUGCUUACAUCUUCUUUGAGCAGUAUGUUGCUAUCCUACUCAGUACAUUACAAACUGUGGGCGUCGCACUGGUCGUUAUGACUGUGGUCACCUGCAUCUUCCUUCCUCAUCCCUUCCUGGUUUUCCUUGUGGUCAUUAACAUUGUUUCUAUCCUCGUUGGCAUCUUCGGGUUCCUUCAUGUCUGGGGACUGAGUCUCAGUUCAGUGACAAUGAUCCACCUCAUCAUGUCUGUUGGCUUCUCGGUGGACUUCAGUGUGCACGUGUGUUCUGCCUAUAUGCUUGGGGAAGGAAGAAACAGGAGAGAGAAGGUCGAAUCUGCCAUAGCCCACGCAGCUGGUCCCAUAUUAAAUGGUGGAAUGUCAUCUUUUCUGGGGAUCCUUGUGCUGGUAUUCUCAAAGUCCUACAUCUUCAACUCGUUCUUCAAGAUCAUGUUUACAGUCAUCCUGUUCGGUAUGUUGCAUGCCGUGUUUCUUCUCCCUUUGAUACUCUCUAUUCUUGGGCCAGUAACUACCUCAGCUGUAAGACCCCAGAGCAAACCGACUGAUCCUGCGCCUUCUAUCUCGUCAAAGAUGCAGAAUGGAAUGGAAUCAAGGAGGAGCAUCGCCUGCAUCCACGAGGAAACUGAACAGUGAAGUUGUGGUACCCGGUGUUGAGACAGAAUGGAGCAAUUUCCAAUACCCUUGUCAAAUACAAUCAGACCCUGUCGCCGUAUUAGACUUGGACAUGUUUGUCAUGUACAUUAUUAUUGUACUCAUCCACCCGUUGUUCCGCGAGAUUGCAGGUCCAGGGUAUAGACAAGAGCUGCUUCCAAAAACUUUCAUUUGAUUCCAUACAGGACCUUUACUCAUACAGUGCUCGUAUUCAGUUGCCUUUUAGCAUUUUUCGUCAAUGAGUGACAUUUCGUUUUGUUUCAAAGAAUAUUUUCAUGUCUUACUUUCAAUUUCUUUCUGACCAUAAUUUAACUUCGCAUCAGGGAAACAAGAAUAUGAUUUAAAAUGGUCCCUAGUAUGGUGAUCUACCUUCAGUUGUUUUUAUAUUGUAUUGUCUUCUGUAAU